Cannabis sativa is the source of this 666-nucleotide messenger RNA. Its product is annotated as large ribosomal subunit protein eL33w-like. Lineage: Eukaryota; Viridiplantae; Streptophyta; Magnoliopsida; Rosales; Cannabaceae. Gene Ontology annotation, molecular function: structural constituent of ribosome. Gene Ontology annotation, cellular component: ribosome; cytosolic large ribosomal subunit. The transcript is spliced from 5 exons. Gene Ontology annotation, biological process: cytoplasmic translation; ribosomal large subunit biogenesis. The coding region runs from base 167 to 505 and encodes 112 amino acids. The record is from RefSeq and is a predicted model, not a curated record.
UAUUCAUGUCGUAAUGCAAAGCUUGAUAGGCUUUACAAUAAACUGAAGCAGGUCAGUAUAAAUACUUAUUCUUCACCUUCGCAAACUAGGGUUUUAGGGCUUCUCCUCUGCAGGCGUCUCUGGUUAACUUCCGAAGAUCACGAGAGAACAAACCCUAAGACGAAAAAUGGUUAAGGGACGCCAAGGAGAGCGAGUCAGACUCUACGUCAGAGGAACAGUCCUCGGAUACAAGAGGUCCAAGUCGAACCAGUAUCCAAACACUUCUUUGGUCCAGAUUGAGGGAGUAAACACAAAGGAGGAUGUUUCAUGGUACUGUGGGAAGCGCAUGGCGUACAUCUACAAGGCUAAGGUGAAGAAGGACGGUUCCCACUAUCGGUGCAUUUGGGGCAAAGUUAUCAGGCCUCACGGUAACAGUGGCGUCGUUCGUGCUAAGUUCACUUCUAACCUGCCUCCCAAAUCUAUGGGUGCUAGAGUUAGAGUGUUCAUGUACCCCAGCAAUAUAUAAGGACUUCUUGAUGACAGAGAUUGGUCAUUUGAAGCAUCUGCAUUUUAUGUUUUUUCAACCAAAUUUAAAUGUCAUGUUUGUUUAGAAGUGAAGCAGUUUUGUUAUUUUAGGAUAUUGAAUGAAGCCACUAUUCAGGAACUAAUUUAAUAUUGUUUUUCUUA